Molecule: messenger RNA, 2627 nt
Organism: Megalobrama amblycephala (Wuchang bream)
Lineage: Eukaryota; Metazoa; Chordata; Actinopteri; Cypriniformes; Xenocyprididae
Gene: chpt1
Product: choline phosphotransferase 1
Exons: 8
Coding region: 188-1336 (382 amino acids)
Biological process (GO): phospholipid biosynthetic process
Cellular component (GO): endoplasmic reticulum membrane; Golgi apparatus
Molecular function (GO): diacylglycerol cholinephosphotransferase activity
Source: RefSeq, a predicted model, not a curated record
CGGACGGCAGUUUCCUGCGCCUCUACGUUUAUCUGUUGUCAACUAUUAGGAACGGAGGAGGCUGUCGGUUCCGCUCAUCAAAAUGACUCUUCACACGUAACCACCGCAAGCUAAUGUCGUCUUCUAAGUGGACACCUGGGGAUUAGGACCAAAACAUUGCACUGACCCUGCCAAAAGAGCGAUCAUAAUGCCUCAGUGCGCGUGUCCGGGGCCGCUGUCCGCGGUCCAGCUCAAGCGCCUGGAGGAACACAAGUACAGCGCGGCCGGUCGCUCUCUCUUCGAGCCGCCCUGCCAGAUAUACUGGAACUGGCUGGUCCAGCAGAUCCCGACGUGGGUUGCGCCGAACACGCUGACCAUCACUGGACUCAUCAUUAACAUAUUAACGACGGUCAUUCUCGUGUACUACAGUCCCACGGCCACGGAGGAGGCUCCAGGUUGGGCCUUUAUUCUCAGCGCGUUAGGUCUCUUCAUCUACCAAUCACUGGAUGCCAUUGAUGGAAAGCAGGCCAGACGGACCAAUAGCAGCUCAGCUCUUGGGGAGCUCUUUGACCAUGGCUGUGACGCUGUUUCAACAGUGUUUGUUGCUGUGGGAACGUGUAUAUCCUGUGGGAUCGGCGCUUACCCUAACUGGAUGUUUUUUUGUGGCUUUGUGGGCAUGUUCAUGUUUUUCUGCGCACACUGGCAGACGUACGUGUCUGGAACACUCCGCUUCGGAUUGGUUGACGUGACAGAGGUCCAGAUUGCUAUUGUAAUCAUGUAUAUCAUGACAGCAUUCGGAGGAGUGAGUCUUUGGGAAACUAGGUUGCCUGUUCUUGGUGUGAAUUUGCAAACCUUUCCAAUUCUCGGCAUCAUCGGCGGGUUCCUGUAUUCAACCUAUAACUACUUCUACGUCAUCCUGAAUGGUGGUGUGGGCAAGAACGGCUCAACUGUCGCAGACACCAGCGUGUUGUCUCCUGGUCUACACAUUGGCCUCAUCCUCACUCUGGCCUUCAUCAUCUUUAAAAAGUCCUCAAGUCAGCUUUUUGAGCACCAUCCUUGCCUUUAUGUCCUUACAUUUGGCAUGGUGAUUGCCAAGAUCUCAAAUAAGUUGGUGGUGGCCCAUAUGACCAAGAGUGAGCUUCAUCUUCCUGACUCAGCUUUCAUUGGUCCUGGACUCCUCUUCCUAAAUCAGUAUUUCAACAGCUUCAUUGAUGAACACAUCGUGCUUUGGAUCGCCAUGGUGCUGUCCCUGGUGGAUCUGGUGCGUUACUGCACGAGUCUGUGCCUGCAAAUCGCCUCGCACCUACGAAUCCGAGUUUUCAGCAUCACCCCACAGGGCCACUCCCACAGAGACUGACAAUUUGCCCGGCGGGAGGAGGAAGCGGGAUCGAAGAAUGAAGAUGUCGUCCCGCUUCUCAAAGUAGAGCAGGAGAACCCCACCAACCAAAACCGCAACGGCCUUGACAGUGUGACCACCACAGACUAACAGAACUGUACGUUUUUCCAGGUUUGACCAGACCAUCUUGAGUAAGACCAGCUCAUAUUGUUUUUUUUUUUUAACUACACUAAUGUACACUAGAAUAACUCACUGGAUGAAAAGAAAAAGUUUAGACACAACGAAAUGUACAAAACACGGCCUCAGGGCCAGAGGGUCACUUAGCCAUGUUCAAGUUUUCUGUUGCCUUGAAAUGGUUCAUUCUGUGCUGGAAUUAACUAUAGAUUAUUAUUAUCAUUAUAAUUUUAAAGAAUACAUUGGAAAUUGUUGAUAAAAUCAAAUAAUCAUUAACUAAAUUUGAAUUGGCCAAAAAGUUUGCAUAGAAAAAAUUCCUAAAUAUUUCUCAUUCAAAGCAUUUGAUCAAAGAUAAAGAUGAGAGGAAAGAAUCCAAAAAUAGUUCAUGGGAGGACACAUUUUUGUCUCACUGUAGUAUUCAUCAGAAUAGAUUUGCACUUUGUUUUUUGGGUUUGAUCAUGUUUGUCAAUUUUAAACAAAAAAGGGAAGCUACAACUGCAGUUUGGGCAAUCAAUUAAUAAUCUUCUGCUGUUUUUUUUUUUAAUUAAGCCCAUUUUUUACAUUAUAUGUCCAUCAUUUUAUUUAGACUUCUUUUUAUACCUCUGAUCUUGGUAAAGUACAAAAGAAAAAAGUAUUACAUAUUUCGUUAUUGUUUUUAAGACCUCAUAUAGUCGACAAACUGCCAAUGGUUUACAACACAGAACCAUUUAGGAUUUUUACUGUCAUUAAAAAAGCAGCUAUUUGUAGAUCUUGCAAGACUUUAUAUAAAAAAUAAGAAUAGAAAUAAACUUUGCCCAAACAGCCAUUGUAGCUUUAAGAAGUAAUAGGAAACUUUUUGUGAUUGUCCAGUGAUUACAGUGUAUGUAUUUAUUUUAAUAAUCUGACUGAAUUUAGUGUGAAAUUAAGUCAAGCCUGUUUAAAACAAAAAUAAUAAUUGAAAGAACGUAAUUGUCAAGGAUUGUGGCUGUGCACAAAAACAGGGACGAGUUUUUUGGAGGGGGUUUAGAGGGAUUUUGGGGGGUGUUGGGGGGUGUUGAUCCUCUGUGCCUGUUUUAUGAUGCACUAUCUCUGCCUGCUUAGAAUCAUCUCCUCCCAAAGGGCUAAUAAAAACAAUAAAUUUUGUGUGAUUUGAAUAGAA